AUAAAUUCCCUCUUCCCUGGUACAGCCCUCCUCCCUCUUCGGACUCCAGCACUCCAGAACGGCGCAGCCUUGCCACUGUCCCCUCCUGGCACACCAUUGGCAGCGGAGCGUCAGCCAGCAGCAUGGCUACCAAGUGUGUGAAGUGUGGUCCUGGCUACUCUACCCCUCUGGAGGCUAUGAAAGGACCCCGGGAGGAGAUUAUCUACCUACCCUGUAUUUACCGAAACACCGGCACGGAGGCCCCGGAUUAUUUGGCCACCGUGGACGUGAACCCCAAGUCUCCCCAAUAUUGCCAGGUCAUCCACAGGCUGCCCAUGCCCUACCUAAAGGACGAGCUCCAUCACUCGGGCUGGAACACCUGCAGCAGCUGCUUCGGGGACAGCACCAAGUCGCGCACCAAGCUGAUGCUGCCCUGCCUCAUCUCGUCCCGCAUCUACGUGGUGGAUGUCGGCUCCGAGCCCCGCGCCCCAAAGCUGCACAAGGUCAUUGAGCCUCAGGAAAUCCAUACCAAGUGUAACCUGGGCAACCUCCACACCAGCCACUGCCUGGCCAGUGGGGAGGUGAUGAUCAGCUCCCUCGGAGACCCGCAGGGCAAUGGCAAAGGGGGAUUUGUGCUGCUGGAUGGGGAGACCUUCGAGGUGAAGGGCACAUGGGAACGGCCUGGUGGCGCUGCGCCGUUGGGCUAUGAUUUCUGGUACCAGCCUCGACACAAUGUCAUGAUCAGUACUGAAUGGGCAGCUCCCAAUGUCCUCAAAGAUGGCUUCAAUCCUGCUCAUGUGCAGGCUGGGCUGUACGGAAGCUCCAUCCACGUGUGGGAUUGGCAGCGUCAUGAGAUCAUCCAGACUUUGCAAAUGAAGGACGGCCUCAUUCCCUUGGAGGUCCGCUUCCUGCAUGACCCCGCUGCCGCCCAGGGCUUUGUGGGCUGCGCCCUCAGCUCAUCCAUCCAACGUUUCUACAAGAACGAGGGAGGUACUUGGUCAGUGGAGAAGGUGAUCCAGGUGCCACCCAAGAAAGUGAAGGGCUGGAUGCUGCCUGAAAUGCCAGGCUUGAUCACGGACAUUCUGCUGUCCCUGGAUGACCGCUUCCUCUACUUCAGCAACUGGCUGCACGGGGACCUGCGGCAGUACGACAUCUCUAACCCACAGCAGCCCCGCCUCACCGGACAGGUCUUCCUUGGGGGCAGCCUUGUUAAGGGAGGCCCUGUGCAAGUGCUAGAGGACCAGGAGCUGAAGUGCCAGCCGGAGCCUCUGGUGGUCAAGGGAAAACGGGUGCCUGGAGGUCCUCAGAUGAUCCAGCUCAGCUUAGAUGGGAAGCGUCUGUACGUCACCACAUCACUGUACAGCGCCUGGGACAAGCAGUUUUACCCUGAUCUCAUCAGGGAAGGCUCUGUGAUGCUGCAACUUGACGUAGACACAGAGAAGGGAGGCCUGAAGUUGAAUCCCAACUUCCUGGUGGACUUUGGGAAGGAGCCCCUUGGCCCAGCCCUGGCCCAUGAGCUCCGCUACCCGGGGGGCGACUGCACUUCUGACAUCUGGAUCUGAAGUUCCCAAGUCUGCUCCUCCUCCACAUUCUGAUCCCUCUCUCUGAGGGACCUGGCUUGACGCCGCUGUGCCGUGGCCCAGUCGGCCUUUGCUGAGACAUAUCCAGUAGCAUCUCGCCACAUUGCCUCUUGCUCACUGUGUGCUGUUUUCACACGAGCUCUUGGACACACCACGAAAUAAACGGCUGAACCCGUUCUUGGA
Molecule: messenger RNA, 1742 nt
Organism: Jaculus jaculus (lesser Egyptian jerboa)
Lineage: Eukaryota; Metazoa; Chordata; Mammalia; Rodentia; Dipodidae
Gene: Selenbp1
Product: selenium binding protein 1
Exons: 12
Coding region: 123-1541 (472 amino acids)
Molecular function (GO): selenium binding
Source: RefSeq, a predicted model, not a curated record